UUUAGCUAAAACUGGCCCACUUUUCUAGCUCUCAUCCUCCUAUAAAUUCCACCUACUUCUCACACCACUUUCUCCUAUCAUCUCAACCUCUCAUCAAUAUUCUCAACAUAUACUCUUCAAGUGUAAAUUGCAGUCAUGUUUCUCAGUGAGACCAGGGAAGUCCCCUAUCAAGCCCCUGAAAACCAAAUCCUAUCACAAUCUAUCUUUGGCUUUCUACAGAGUGACAUCCCAAACCUCCAUCUAAAUACUCUCUUAAACCAGUUGCCGAACUCUUUCUUCCAUUAUGCAAGCCAUCAAUCUUCCCCUCCUUCUUCACACUUCCCCAACAGCAACUCAACUUCUGAUGAAGCAGAUGAGUACCAGCUCAACAAAAUUGACAUUGAAAGAAAACAGCGGCGAAUGAUAUCGAACAGAGAAUCAGCCCGCAGAUCAAGGUUGAGGAAGCAGAAGCACUUAGAUGAACUUUGGUCACAGGUGGUUAGACUCAGGACUGAGAACCACAACCUUAUUGACAAACUGAACCAUGUAACUGAGUCCCAUGACAGGAUUCUUCAAGAAAAUGCACGCCUGAAGGAAGAAGCUUCUGAUCUAUGCUUGCUUCUUGCAGACCUCCAAUUUGGCACUUCUUUUAGUAGUACCAUGAGAGAUUUUGAUGAAGAUUUGUGCAAUAUUCCACAACUCAGUGAUGAUGAGUCCUCAAAACAAUCACUAGACAUGCUGUUAAAAUGAGGCUAUAUAUUCAACAUAAUAAAGGACACACUAUACUUUGUUGCUUCUUACUUUAAUUAUUAUCCAGCAUUGGAGCUGAAUGAGUAUAGAAACAAUGUCUAAUAACAGCCAGAUACAUUUAUUUCUUGGUUUCGUUAGGAUCAAAAAAAUUAUGGGCCAUGUAGUACUUUACAACAUAGUUACGUUUAGGACUAUACUGCA
Messenger RNA from Lotus japonicus, 930 nucleotides. RefSeq names its product basic leucine zipper 43-like. The transcript has a single exon. The coding region runs from base 136 to 729 and encodes 197 amino acids. Gene Ontology annotation, biological process: regulation of DNA-templated transcription. Gene Ontology annotation, molecular function: DNA-binding transcription factor activity. NCBI's taxonomy places the organism in Eukaryota, Viridiplantae, Streptophyta, Magnoliopsida, Fabales, Fabaceae. The record is from RefSeq and is a predicted model, not a curated record.